This is a messenger RNA of Amoebophrya sp. A120, 930 nucleotides long. Lineage: Eukaryota; Dinophyceae; Syndiniales; Amoebophryaceae. The record is from the annotation of a GenBank genome assembly.
GCGCGGGUGUAUGGAGAGAGAAACAAAAUGUACUUCCAUAUUGGCGAUAACCCAUGUUGAUGCUGCUACUUGCUUUAGUUUUUCGCCUGGAUGCGCAGCUCCUUGUCGUGUGAUGAAUUUGUAUAUUCGCAGAUUUUCAGACGGCGCAGACGCUGUACUAACGCGGAUCAGUUAUUUUAGGAAGCAAACUCGUAUCUAAAGAGAAAGGCAAGAUUUUUAUCGCGAAGACGGGACUACUUAAGUACUUUUAUCCCACCAUACUUUGCUGCGACCGCGGAAGAAGGACUAUCAACUGCAAAUGGCCUCUGUGGAUCUUGAACACGGCAGAUAUUGGUGAUCAUGCUGCUUUCGCAUGUGCUGGCUAAGACGGAGGUUUGAAUGAAAGCGAACGACCCUCUGUAGCAUGACAAUUUUGAUUGUUGAGACAGCUCCUCGAACGCAUGCUCACUCUGCAUGAGAAAUGUCAUGAGCUGCAGCUGGUCAAACAAAGUGGGAGAUCAUGGUUAUUGCAGCUAUUUAUAUCAUAUGUACAGCUUUUUGUGUAGACCAGUAAAGCGCAUUAGCCUCUGUAUCUUCAUCUUCACAAAUAAAAACUCGGAUCGACUGUUCCAGAGGACCCAGAUGUUGGGUAUUUGCACUGCAUAGCGAGCACCAGAAGGAAACACGUUCGACUAUGGUGGUAUCAAACCUUUGCAUUUUCGGCUGCUACAUGAGUUUGUAAUGCAAGAAUAGCAAAAUUCAAAGAAAUUGCCUGGCGGUAUCUUGUUGCGCCUCUUGCACUACAAAGUUGAAACAGGUUCCCAUCAUGCAGGCCGGCUUCAACAUCGUGUGCAGGCUGAUGGUAGUUUUGCAUCACAAAUUCAUCUAUACAGCUGAGAAUGUGACGGUUGAGAAAUCCAUAUCGGCUAUCUCGAAGACGAGAAUCCUCCU